Molecule: messenger RNA, 1287 nt
Organism: Acanthamoeba castellanii str. Neff
Lineage: Eukaryota; Discosea; Longamoebia; Acanthamoebidae
Product: alcohol dehydrogenase GroESlike domain containing protein
Exons: 4
Coding region: 1-1287 (428 amino acids)
Molecular function (GO): oxidoreductase activity
Source: RefSeq, a predicted model, not a curated record
AUGCUUACAGUCCGUCACUUGGCCGCAGACACAGAUCGAUGGAUGAGGAAAACCACCAGCUUAAGCCGUCUUUGCAAUGCACGCUUCGGGCGUAUUGUGCUGCAGCCGGGUCGGGCAGCUAGCACUAUGUCUGGCUUGUGGGGGAGCUGUUCAUCUUCCGUUCGCCUGUCGGGGCGUGGUUCCACCCUUACCACCCGGAAUGGAGGCCUUUCCAUUCUUCCCAAGAGAUUCUAUGCUGCCGAGGCGAAGACCCAGGUAGUGCCACCCAUGGGGGACGCGAUCACUGAGGGAGAGCUCAAGAACUGGGCCAAGGGAAUGCAGCUCAUGAACACGUACACCAACACCGAAACGUCGCGGAUGCGCGCCGCCAGGGUCCAUGAAUUCGGCGGUGUCGAUGCCAUUGUCAUCGAGGACAUUGCCCGCCCACGGCCGGGUGGUGACGAAGUGCUCAUCCGCGUCGGUGCAGCCGGCGUCGGCCCUUGGGACGGCUGGAUCCGCGCCGGCCAAAGCGCGCUGCCGCAACCUUUGCCGCUGACCCUCGGCUCGGACCUUGCCGGCAUCAUCGAGGCCGUCGGCCCUGGGGUAAGCAAAUUUGCGGUCGGCGAUGCCGUCUUCGGCGCCACCAAUCCACGCUUCAUCGGCGCCUAUGCGGACUAUGCCGUCGCCUCGGCCGGCAUGAUUGCCAAGAAGCCGGUCUGGCUCGACGAUGUGGAGGCUGCCUCGCUUCCGGUGAUAGCCGUGACAGCAUGGCAGGCGCUGUUCGAUCAGGCAAAGCUCCGGCGUGGCCAGUCCGUGCUCAUCCAUGGCGCUGCCGGCAAUGUCGGCGCCUAUGCCGUACAAUUUGCCCACCGCGCCGGCCUGGAAGUCACCGCCACCGCGAGCGCCCGUGAUAUCGAGCGUGUCCGGGAACUCGGUGCGGACCGCGUGAUCGACCGCAGCCAAUCGUUUGAAGAGCUGUUGCACGAGGUCGAUGCCGUCAUCGAUCUUGUUGGCGGCUACACGCAGGCACGGUCCUUCCAAGUGCUGCGCGCCGGCGGUAAGCUGAUCUCGGCCGUCUCGCAGCCGGAUCGGGAGGAGGCCGAACGCCGCGGCGUGGAAGCCGCUUUCUUCCUUGUCAACGUGACGACCGCCGCCUUGACGGAGAUUGCGGCGAUGCUCGACGCCCGUGAGCUCGUGACCAACGUCGGCGCCGUUCUACCCUUUGCGGAUGCCAGGCUGGCGCAUGAGAUGCUGGAAGGUUCGCGCCCGCAUCCCGCCGGCAAGAUCGUCUUGAAGAUCGGCGCCUGA